This is a messenger RNA of Zea mays, 955 nucleotides long. RefSeq names its product putative casein kinase family protein. The record is from RefSeq and is marked provisional. The transcript is spliced from 2 exons. NCBI's taxonomy places the organism in Eukaryota, Viridiplantae, Streptophyta, Magnoliopsida, Poales, Poaceae. Gene Ontology annotation, molecular function: ATP binding. Bases 450 to 725 code for a protein of 91 amino acids.
ACCCAUGUUCCUGUUCCCACACUCGACUGUCAUCCUGUGAUAUCCGCUCGCCAGUCGCCACUCCGUUUCGGCAUUCCGCCUCCUCCCGACACACCUCUUUAACUCGCUUCCGUUUCCAAAAAAAUGCUCCAGUUAAUUUAAUCCAGACGAGGAAUCGCCUCGCCGCGGAUCUCUCCGCUCGCCGACAAGACCCGCUAUCGGCUCCGGCGGGAAGACUCGCACUACGGUGGGGCGCGUCGCCGCCGCUCGGCACGUGGCUCGUCGGUUCGACGUUCGCUUGUGGAGGUCGUCGGGGCCAGCGGUGCCGGGGCAAUGCGGUCAGUUUGUGGAGCCGUCUGAGGCGCUUGGCUGGGAUCUGAGGGUGUCAGGUAGGGGGCGCGAGCGAGCUCUGUCGGUGGGGAGUUGGUGGUGGUUGUAGCGUAGGGCGCGUCGCGUGUUUGGCUGCCGGGAUGGAGCACGUAGUUGGGGGCAAGUUCAAGCUUGGGAAGAAGAUCGGGAGCGGAUCAUUUGGGGAGCUCUACCUCGGCGUGAACAUGCAGAGUGACGAGGAGGUGGCUGUCAAACUGGUAUUCCACGAACAUCUUCCACGUGAUUUUUGUGUCCACUAUCCAUGUCUUGGUGAACAGUUCUGUGUUAGACCUUCUCCAACCGCACCCCCCAAACCUCCCCUCACCCUUGCUAUUGCUACCGACCUACUGUGUACUAUGGGGGGAAGUAUCUUUUAGGAUGAUGUAGUAAAAUAUAAUAGAAAAUACAGAUAUGAGGAAAAAAUAUGGGGGAAAUGGUUGGAGAUGGUCUUAGGAGUUAACUUUAGUCGGAGUCACUGAAAUCUAUAGUUAGCCUAAUUGCUUGCAGGAGCUAAUGAGCCUGUAGCACUCUGAAGUGAGGGUAUCAAUGCUGAAAAGCACCCACUGGAAACUCAUCUCUUGUUUGUUCUGAUUGGAUUAUUCUCAAA